Messenger RNA from Bactrocera oleae (olive fruit fly), 1002 nucleotides. Lineage: Eukaryota; Metazoa; Arthropoda; Insecta; Diptera; Tephritidae. The record is from RefSeq and is a predicted model, not a curated record.
UACUAUGUGAACAUGGGUGAAUAUAAUUGAGUACAAUUAAGUUUAACAUAACUAGAAUUAUCGAUAGUGAUUUAGGUGUUCGUCACAUUUGAAAUGUAAACAAUUUUAUUUGUGAGAACAUGUGUUAAAAUAGUGCAAAUGGCUCAAGUAAUAAAUUCAAAAGAAUUAUUAUCAACAGCGCUUCAAAGCCGUAUUAUCCCCAACCAAGAAUUUUUAUUGCAAGGAUCUAUUUUAGAUUCGGCGGUUGAUCAUUUAAUACAUAGCCGAUCUUCAGAACGGGAAGGGAAAGGGUUUCUGGCGGUGAGGAAGAUAUUUCGGCGUCAAAUUAUCUGAAACCAAAAACCAAUGAAAUUUAGUAUUAUAACAGAUAAAUACAGAUUAAGAGGACUAUGUGAUACCGUAGAUGCAUCACCAGAACAGUUUCAUGAUUUGGAAGUAUGUUUAAGUCUAAGGCAGCCAACACAGACCGCUCCACUAAUGCUUCGUGUUCGUAGAGCUUUAGAUAGAGAUUCUCCAUUCCAAUUGCGAUACAUUGGUCAGCCUGAGUUAGAUAGAUCUCGCCCAACACUAGUUCGUUCUAGCAUAGAUGUUGGCUGCACAUCCACAAUUCUAGAUUUUCUUACAGAACUGGGUUGCAGAUUGGAUUUCGAAUACGUCAGUCGUGUUUUUUCAGGUUAUAUUUUUCGGAAAGGAAGAAUGAAAAUAACCGUGUCUAAAAUAAAGGCGGUUCCAGGAAAACAACAAGAAAUUGGUCCGGAUACGGUAUCUCAAAGUUAUCUAGUAGAACUUUCUGUUCUCGCUCCAAAUGGCCAAGAUUCCAUCGGAGAUGAAAUGCGUAUAUUUGCAGAGCAAUUGAAACCGUUGGUUCAGUUAGAAAAAAUUGAUUACAAGCGACUCGGAGGUUUACCAUGAAAAUGUGUUAAUGUAUAGAAAUAAUUAUCAUAUAUUUUUAGUUAAAUAAAAAUGUUAUCGCAUUGUUUUCUUGAUGCCUCACAAAGAAUA